Molecule: messenger RNA, 2388 nt
Organism: Plasmopara halstedii
Lineage: Eukaryota; Oomycota; Peronosporomycetes; Peronosporales; Peronosporaceae
Product: phosphatidylinositol--trisphosphate 3
Exons: 4
Coding region: 1-2388 (795 amino acids)
Biological process (GO): dephosphorylation
Cellular component (GO): cytosol
Molecular function (GO): phosphoprotein phosphatase activity; phosphatidylinositol-3,4,5-trisphosphate 3-phosphatase activity
Source: RefSeq, a predicted model, not a curated record
AUGAAGGCGCUACGUGCCGCCGUCUCAGGCUCGCGCGUGCGAUUCAUGCAGGAUGGAUUCGACCUUGACCUGACAUAUAUCACACCAAAGCUCAUUGCAAUGGGAUAUCCGGCCUCGGGCGUUGAAAAGACGUACAGGAACGAUAUUAAUGAGGUUGCGAACUUCCUAAACUCGCGUCAUCCUUACAGCUAUCGCGUAUAUAAUUUAAGCGAGCGUUCGUAUGACUAUACUAAAUUUGAAGGACGUGUGAAUGAGUGCGGCUUUCCGGACCAUCAUCCACCACCUUUACAGCUCUUGUUGGAUAUUAUCAACGACAUGAUAGAGUGGGUUGCUAAGAGCUCCAAGCACGUUCUUGUGGUACAUUGUUUGGCUGGGAAAGGCCGCACAGGCGUCGUCUGCUCAUGUUUUCUCCUUCUCAUGGGCUACUAUGGUAGCGUCUUCAAAUUGCGCAAGGAGCAUGAGCUUAGAGAACUGGCAAACUCGAGCAUUCGCGACUUUUGGAGUGCUCGAGGCCAAGGAGUGCGAUUUCCAAGUCAAGCAUUAUAUAUAUAUUACUUUCUUAAAGUUUUGCGCAGAAUGGGGCGCGUGCCCACGCAAAUUCCACCGCUUCGACCGGCCAAGAAGAUGCUGCUACGAACCAUCGUGCUCAAUGGCGUGCCUGAUUUUGAAGCCCCUCCGCAUGGUGGAUGCACACCAUUUUUACAGGUACUACCGGCGCCAUCGCAGCAUCAUCAACCUCAAUUGCUCUACAAUAGCUCAUGGCAAAAUCCAAAGUUUGAAACUUAUCUGGCUGACCCCUUUGGAUCCAUUAUGUUUGAGAUCAAUGUGGAAGUUCAGGGUGACGUUUUGGUAAGGUGCUUUCAUGCUAACACGACUAACAUUCUUGGCAAGCGCAUGAUUAAAAUGUUCCACUUUACUUUCAACACAGACUUUUUUCACAACUAUAGUAACUUAUAUCGCUUGCCAAAGGUGGAAGUGGAUGAAGCCACAGGAAACUCACGUUAUCCAGAUAAUUUCCAGAUUCUUUGUCACGUGGAGAUUCUCGAUGCAGAUGGGAAUCCAUACCCUUCAGUUUCUAAGUCACGGAGUAAUAGUUCAGUUCGAGACGAUGGAGUGGAGCAGCAACGACCGCAACUACCUCCACAACGCCGCAUGACAGCUCCAACUCACCAAUCUUAUCAUGAAUUUCAGAUGCGACGUCAACCGUCUGGAAGGCCAGAAGAGACUCCACCGACGAUGCAAGGGUGGCUGUUUAAACAGGGCGGAUUUGUCAAAAACUGGAAAAAGCGGUGGUUUGUGGCCUGUGAGGGGAAAAUGAUGUACUAUCACGGAAUGUCGGACGCAAAACCUCUUGGUAUAGUUAAUUUGCGGCGAGUAACAGUCGAAGUAUGUGAAGCUUAUGAAGUGAAUGCGCGAAACCAAGAGUUGCACUAUUUUAAAGUCAUGCCACCCAGUGCUGGUCAACGCACAUACAUUUUCGGAGCCGAGUCGGAACGAGACUUGGUUACUUGGGUGCGCGUUUUAGGUGCCCAGUCAACAUAUUCGUAUCAGCAGGAGCAUCAACCUCAUGAUUUUGGUCUGAAUAGGCAACGGUACAACAGCAGAAGCUAUCACUUUGGCGAUCCAAGAUUAGCGCCGUCGCCAAUGUCAAUGUCAAUGCCAACAAAUGGUUAUAGUCCAUCACAUGACGAACGUCCAUCGGCACAGUCGAGUGCUACGCGGCAAGCGUAUCAAAUGUCAUCUAGUGAUGCUCGUAACGCAGCAGAUGUCAUGCGAGGACGACGUGAUACGAUGCCAAGUGAUCUAUCAGAGGCUGUCCAACGAGCUCUUGCGAUACGCUCUCUUUCUUACACUGACAAUGACGAGCGUGGAAGCAAUCUAUUUCCAUCAGCAGCUUCUGCCAUGCAAAAUUGUGUGCCAGCUGAGCCUGUGGCUGACUUGACGAAUACACUUUCAGCGUUAGAACAAGCGUCGCUCUUGCAAGAAGUUAAUGGAUUUGCGACCGGAAUUUAUAUCUACUCAGCCGAUGAAUUACAAGAGGCUGCACUAUUGCAAAAGUAUAUGCGUGAGACACGCGGAGAUCCAGAUUCGAUACCUUCAGUCGCAAACGGAACCAAAACAUCUCCUCCGGGCUCUCUUUGUCAACAGCUUCAGCAAUAUGUGGAGCAAAACCGCAUGAACGAUGCUGAGCAAUUGCUCACGGAACUUGUGUUGCUAAAGUUUCCGAGACUAGUUGAUGCGAUGGAUCACGAUCCAUUAGCAUUUACUAAGCUGAUUGCUGGAGAAGAUAUUUGCGUGGCGACCAGCCGAGUAGAAGAUCAGGAUUACGAGUCUGACUCUGAAAUGAGGCUCGACUCAAAAGGUCAUCGACGAGCUCUUUUUUUUUAG